AGCAGAAUGAAGUGAGCUGUUGGUCUUUCUGUUUAAUGCAAUGGCACCUUUCAGUUCAUCGAGGAUGUUGAAGAAAACCGUUGAACUUUUCUCUAGACGUGGGUUCUCCACUUCUAGAGCAACAUGUGCACAACAGAUGACUGUGAGAGAUGCCCUCAAUUCGGCAUUAGAUGAAGAGAUGGAACGAGAUGAGCGAGUUUUCAUACUCGGAGAAGAGGUCGCUCAGUAUGACGGAGCCUACAAGGUGUCAAGAGGGCUGUGGAAGAAGUAUGGAGACAAGCGAGUCAUCGAUACUCCGAUCACUGAAAUUGGAUUUGCAGGAAUCGCUGUGGGAGCUGCCAUGGCUGGACUCAGACCGAUUUGUGAAUUCAUGACCUUCAAUUUCUCGAUGCAGGCCAUAGAUCAAGUUAUUAACUCUGCAGCAAAAACAUUUUACAUGUCUGCUGGACUGGUAAACGUACCAAUCGUGUUCCGAGGACCUAAUGGUGCUGCUUCAGGGGUAGGUGCACAGCAUUCUCAAUGUUUUGGAGCCUGGUACAGUCACUGCCCAGGGCUCAAGGUGAUUUCCCCAUACAAUUCUGAAGACUGCAAGGGUCUUUUGAAAGCUGCCAUCAGAGAUCCCGACCCAGUUGUGUUCCUAGAGAAUGAAAUUCUGUAUGGGGCUCAGUACCCCAUGUCAGAUGAAGCUCUUUCCAAGGACUUUGUACUUCCAAUUGGCAAAGCGAAAAUCGAACGGUCAGGAAAGCACAUUACCAUUGUCGCCCACUCCAAAGCUGUGGAAACGUCACUAGACGCAGCCAAGGAGCUGGCGGGUCAGGGUAUUGAAGCGGAAGUGAUCAACCUACGAAGUCUGCGACCACUGGAUAUUGAGACUGUUGGCAAGUCUGUCAUGAAGACCAACCAUUUAAUAUCAGUGGAACAAGGAUGGCCACAGUCUGGCAUUGGAUCUGAGAUCUGUGCUAGAAUUAUGGAAAGUGAAGUGUUCUACCAUUUAGACUCCCCGGUGAUUCGAGUGACGGGGGCUGAUAUCCCCAUGCCAUACACAAAAAGCCUUGAAAUUGCUGCCCUUCCCCAACCCGCUGAUAUUGUAGCCGCUACGAAAAAAGUGCUUGGUGUCAAAUGAUACACGAAUCUCCAAUCUGUAGGGUAAAUCUUUCACAGAUAGCGUUUCCAGGACAAUAGAAACAAUAAAAUGUCAAAAGGUUUCAUCAGGAAUUUGAUAGAUAUUGUAGCCUAUAAAUUAUUUGGAAAAUAAAUUUUAGUCAAAAAACAUUAUUGUACUUUUUAUCUGUAAGUGUGAGAACAAAAAAACUAUUUUACUAAUCAUUUGGUUCAUUAACCGUCCCAGUUAAAAUUGAAAUAGCUUAUAAGAAGUUGUAUUACUAAAAUGUACACACAUUGAUGUAAAAAUUGAUACAAUGAGCCUCCUUAGCUUUUUUUAUUUUAAUGAAACCAGAGCUUGAGAAUAUUUGAUUGGAUUAUCAAUGUGGUUGUAAAGUAAUUGUUAAACAUAAUUUUGUAAGAAUUGAAUAUUGCUUAGCAUAGCAUGUCAAAUGAAUUCCUUUGCAGCCUAGCUGCAUAAUAGCUUUACUUUAUGUUAUGUGCAUCUUUAUUUAAUGCCUGAGCACUAUGUUUAUUCUUGCGGUCACUUAUAUUCUGGGUGGUUGAAAAAUAGUAUGGUUUAUAAGCUUCUAAAGCCCAAUAUCAUUAUUUGUUGGACAGAUAAUAUUUCACACUUAUUUGGAGAACUCCCCAUGAAAAAAAUAUACAUUAUCAUUAUCCUAUCAACUAUGAAAGUAAUUUCUGUCAAUGUCUAUUACUGUUGAUAUUUAAAUGUCAAUUAUGCUCUCUAAAUUUCUGCAGUAUUGUCUGGUUUACCAAAAUAACUUUUAUGUAUCUGUCAUUUUGGAAUGGUUAGUAAAAAUAUUAACAACACAAUAACAUGUAAUUAUUAUACAACACAUAUAUACACACAUUUAUUGAUAUCACAUAUCAUAUUGAGAUGUGUUGAGAUUUUUUCAGUUAGUUUUUUCAGUUAUAUGGUUUGUAUUUCCAAAAUUUAGACUUGUAUAAAAGCACUUAUGACUAACCAGUUCAAACUGUUGAAUACUUGUAUGGCAUCAAUAGUUAUUUGUGUAACUAGUGUGCAAAAUGGCACUUUGCUGCACAUUAGAGAAAUGUUUACGCACGUUAGUGUUGAAAGUUUCUCGAGUGCAGCAAAGGCACUUUGCACUCGUGUUACACAUAAUAUUUUUCCUACAGUUACUAUAAAUCAUAGAAAUAAUUAGUCUUUCAAACACUAUACAACACGUUUUUAGGUUAGGUUAAAUCCAAUUGUUCAACAAAAUGGGAUCCCUGCACCAGUUGAUUGUAGUUGUAGUAUCUUUAAGUGUUGCCAACUUAUUUUCAAGCAUUCACAUAUUAAAAUAAUAAAGCUCCUAACCUAAUAAAAGCACACUGUUUUGUGUUGUUUGGCUGAAAUACUCAAGUGCGGCAAAAUAAAAUUAAUGAGGCAAAAGAAAAUGAGUGCGGCAAAAGUAAGUAAAUGCAGCUAAUCAGUGCAAGGAAGCCCACUUUGUAAGGUAACUGUAGGAAAGAUUCUUUCUUUUGAUGUAUGAAUUCCCGUAUGUUUCUGAAAUAGUUAAAUAGGCUAAACCCUUUAAAUAGUCUUUAAAACCCUUUUAAAAAUAGAUUUAAGAAUUUUAUUUCAUGUGACUAGUUAUACCACGAUUACACAGUUUAAUUAUAUGUCAAAAAUUUUUUAUCUACUAGAAAAUAUACCCAUUGCUGCAAAUAAUUUUCCAACAGUAGUUACAAUUUUCAAUCAAUUUUUUACUGUUUUCAACGAUCCCAUAGUGUGUUAGAUUUUCUUUUAUUCAUUGAUGUUUAAACUCAGGGCCUCACACCAGAUGUAACAUAAUACUGUCAACUGUAUAUAUUGUGUAGUUGUGGUGUGAGUUGAUAUUGCGGUGUAGUUACCAACUUUACAAAGUGUAAUAGUAUAAAGUGCUCAUGUUACUGCCCUCUUAGUGUAAUGUAAGUUAGAAAAAGGAUGCUUUAAAAGUGUUAGUUAAUGUUAAACAUAUGACAUUUCUUAAUUGAGUUCUUGUAAGUGCUACAUAAUAUUUUGUUGCCUAAAUGCUAUUUUAAAACCAAUUUGUAAGCUCAGAUUGUUGCCGCUGCUUAUGAUAAUGAAAUUGUCUUUAGUAUAGGUAAUACAUUUUCCGAUAAGCUAUCAUUUAUUUUUUUUUACUUAAAUAAGUUAAUUUCUUAACUUAAAACCCUCUUUUUCUUCAACAACUUUUGGGAAUAAACAGUUGUACAUAAUUUCUUUCCUGAAAAUUUUGAUAACUUUUCUGGUUUUUAGAAGUGCCUAAGAUUGUUUUUUUUAGAGGACAUGGUUCGAAAUUAACUGCUUACCUCAUUAAUUUGUAUGAACUUCAUUUUGUUUUUGUGAAAGCUCUCCGGCAGUAUUCACUAUCAUAAAGUUAUAAUAAUACUGUAUUUACUGUGUGAGAAAAAAUCCCAGUGGAAUUAUUUUUGAAAUUUAAUUAUUUCAGUUUGUUACGGUACGUUUUGUUUCUGAAAAUAGCAUUCCACAAUUAAAGCUUUAAUUCCUGGUAAUUCACAAUGUUUUCUGCAGAAUAUAACAUAAUUUUUCUACUAAGUUACCUCUGCAAUCUUGCAUUUCUACUUAUAAGAUGGCCAUAACACCACUAGUUUAAAUACUAGUGCUGUCUGUAUAUUUCUGUAAACUUUUACAGUGCUCUUGUUGAUUUUGUCAGAUUUGUAUAUAAAGCAUUGUUGCAGAA
Molecule: messenger RNA, 3812 nt
Organism: Macrosteles quadrilineatus (aster leafhopper)
Lineage: Eukaryota; Metazoa; Arthropoda; Insecta; Hemiptera; Cicadellidae
Product: pyruvate dehydrogenase E1 component subunit beta, mitochondrial-like
Exons: 8
Coding region: 41-1123 (360 amino acids)
Biological process (GO): pyruvate decarboxylation to acetyl-CoA
Molecular function (GO): pyruvate dehydrogenase (acetyl-transferring) activity
Source: RefSeq, a predicted model, not a curated record